Messenger RNA from Brassica napus (rape), 1333 nucleotides. RefSeq names its product UDP-D-xylose:L-fucose alpha-1,3-D-xylosyltransferase 3-like. Bases 80 to 1210 code for a protein of 376 amino acids. The transcript has 5 exons. The record is from RefSeq and is a predicted model, not a curated record. Gene Ontology annotation, cellular component: Golgi apparatus. Gene Ontology annotation, molecular function: glycosyltransferase activity. Lineage: Eukaryota; Viridiplantae; Streptophyta; Magnoliopsida; Brassicales; Brassicaceae.
UCAUAUUUUCCCGUUUUUGGAUCCGAUCCCAACUUACGAAAAUUUUCUCACCAAUUUUGAUUCAUCUCCGGCUACAACAAUGGCGCAGCAGCAACAACGUCCAAUCUCAAACCGUCCCAUUUCUUUUCUAAACCGCAACGGUCUCUUCCUCCUCCUUCUAGCUCUCCUGUUUCUUCUCGGUGUAUACUUACCUCUGUCUGAAGCUCCCUUAUUCCUGUUUCCAAACAGAACUUCACCAUCCUCUUCUCCUUCUCCUUCUUUUGUGGUGUCCGACUGGCGCGACUAUUCCCUUGCUCAAGCGGCCAAGUUUGUGGCUAAGAAUGGGACGGUGAUCGUCUGCUCAGUUAGUUAUCCUUUCUUGCCUUUUCUCAACAACUGGCUGAUUAGCAUUUCUAGACAGAAGCAUCAUGAAAAAGUUCUCGUGAUCGCUGAAGAUUAUGCUCUUCUGUACAAAGUUAACGAGAAGUGGCCUGGUCAUGCCGUUCUCAUUCCACCAGCGUUGGAUCCUAAAGCCGCACACCAUUUUGGUUCCCAGGGUUUCUACAAUCUUACUUCUCGGAGACCACAACAUCUCUUGGACAUUUUGGAGCUAGGUUACAAUGUUAUGUACAAUGAUGUUGAUAUGGUCUGGCUACAAGAUCCGUUUAAGUAUUUACAGGGAAGCCACGACGUAUACUUUAUGGAUGACAUGACUGCGAUUAAGCCUUUAAAUCACUCUCAUGGUUUACCACCGAGUCGAAACGGAGUGACUUAUGUAUGUAGCUGCAUGAUUUUCUUGCGUUGCACUAGUGGUGCAAAGCUUCUAUUGAAGAAAUGGGUGGAAGAAAUUCGAGCUCAACCUUGGUCUAACACUGAAGCAAAGAAACCACAUGAUCAACCUGCUUUUAAUCGGGCACUUCACAAAACAACUCAGAUAGAUGUCUACUUGCUUCCACAAUCAGCUUUCCCGUCAGGAGGAUUGUACUUCAAGAACCAGAAAUGGGUUAAUGAGACAAAGGGAAAACAUGUGAUAGUUCAUAAUAAUUACAUUGUCGGCUACAACAACAAGUUAAAACGCUUUCAAGAUUUUGGUCUGUGGCUAGUCGAUGAUCAUUCUCAUCAGUCACCACUGGGAAAAAUAGAGUUAGUCCAAGAGGAAAAUAAUGAAGAGAAGAAACAGAAGGAAAGAGGUUUAAACGGAAAUAUGAGUCAAAAACGGAACUUCCUCUAGAGGAUUUCUUAUAUACAACAAAAUUGGAUCUUAAAAUUAUUGCUCGAAGAUGUAUUCAGAUACAAUUUUUUUUUGCUAUGACAGUAAAUCAACACUAUAAUAUCACAAGCAUCUCUAGAUAGU